AUGAGGGAGUACACACUUGUCGUCCUGGGUCCUGGUGGCGUUGGCAAGUCGGCCAUUACGGUGCAGUUCAUUCACGACAAGUUCCUCGAGCGAUACGACCCCACCGUCGAAGACAGCUACCGAAAGGAGAUAGCUGUCGAUGGCGCGGCGUGCACGCUGGACAUCAUGGACACUGCUGGCCAGGACGAGUACAAAGCGCUGAUGGACCAGUACAUGAAGAACGCGCACGGGUUCCUGAUGGUGUACAGCAUCACGUCGACGACGAGCUUCGAAGCGAUGAACAAGUUCCACGAGAGCAUUCGCCGAGUGCACCCGACGGCCCUGCCGGUGCUGCUGGUGGGCAACAAGGUCGACCUCGAGAACGACCGCGAGAUCCAGCGCGCCGAGGGCGAGGAGUGGGCCAAGAAGCACCACACGGGCUUCAUCGAGGUGAGCGCCAAGGGCAAGAUCAACGUCGUCGAGACCUUUGAGUGGAUGGUGCGCGCCAUCGACGAGUGGCGCAAGAAGCACCCCGAUCUCAACACCCAGCGCUCGGCCGCCGUCGGCAAGAAGAAGAAGUGCACCCUCUUCUAG
Messenger RNA from Acanthamoeba castellanii str. Neff, 573 nucleotides. RefSeq names its product Raslike protein 1, putative. The transcript is spliced from 4 exons. Gene Ontology annotation, cellular component: plasma membrane. The coding region runs from base 1 to 573 and encodes 190 amino acids. The record is from RefSeq and is a predicted model, not a curated record. Gene Ontology annotation, molecular function: GTP binding; GDP binding; GTPase activity. NCBI's taxonomy places the organism in Eukaryota, Discosea, Longamoebia, Acanthamoebidae. Gene Ontology annotation, biological process: signal transduction.